Messenger RNA from Menidia menidia (Atlantic silverside), 291 nucleotides. The record is from the annotation of a GenBank genome assembly. Lineage: Eukaryota; Metazoa; Chordata; Actinopteri; Atheriniformes; Atherinopsidae.
AUGGCUGGGAAGGGCAACCCGAUGCCGGGCGGCCACCUAAAUGGCUUCCCUAUGUCCACCUACUCCUACUUCUUUCCCCACAUGCUGGGGAGCCUGUCGCCUCCGGCCCUGCCUGGACUACCCAUCAGUGGGUACAGCACCCCAUCUCCAGCCAGAAGCAACAACCAGUGCACAUUCCCAUCCCAAAACAGAGUGUGGACACUGUGCCACGGGGAGGUUCCGGCCCCUCGCAGCCCUCUGAGCACCAAUGAUAAACUCACAGCUCUGAGCAGUGGGAAGGGCUUGUUUUAG